AGCCAAUCGGAAUAGAAAACAUUUAUCCAGAGUUCCAUGUCGAAAAAAUGUAGAGAAAAGUACGAAGCAGAUCAUCCACAAGCUUCCAAGUUAUUGCAAGAGAACACAUGCAAUUGAAUCCCACCACAGAGAAGGACCCCCUUGACCCCUUGCUGGGGUUUCUCCCCCUCAAGAUCCUCUCCUUUCUGCCUGAAGUUUACACACCCUCCUAUCCAACCACCCACAGACACUUUUCAGGCUAUCUAUUGUAGCCUUUACUUAUUCUGUAAGCCACUCUCUCUACCAGUCUGCUACCCCAUAGGACAUCCAUAUAGAAGAUGUCAGAGCCAGAAUUAUUAACAGAGGUCCCUGCUUCACUGAAGCGCCUGGCCAAGCAGGUAGUGCGGGGCUUCUACGGGGUGGAGCAUGCCCUGGCUCUGGAUGUCCUUAUCCGCAACCCCUGCGUCCGCGAGGAGGACAUGCUGGAGCUGCUUAAGUUUGACCGAAAGCAGCUGCGCUCAGUGCUCAAUACGCUCAAGGGCGAUAAGUUCGUCAAGUGCCGCAUGCGGGUGGAGACGGCUCCCGACGGCAAGACCACGCGUCACAACUACUACUUCAUCAACUACCGCCUGCUGGUCAAUGUGGUCAAGUACAAGCUGGAUCACAUGCGGCGGCGCAUCGAGACGGAUGAAAGGGACUCCACCAACCGGGCGUCGUUCCGAUGCCCCUGCUGCUUCAGCACCUUCACUGACCUGGAGGCCAAUCAACUGUUUGACCCCAUGACAGGGACGUUUCGCUGUACGUUCUGCCAGACGGAGGUAGAGGAGGACGAGUCUGCGGUGCCCAAGAAGGAUGCCAGGACCCUGGUGGCCCGUUUCAAUGAACAAAUCGAGCCCAUAUACGUGCUGCUGCGUGAGACCGAGGACGUCCACCUAUCAAACGACCUGCUGGAGCCCGAACCUGCCGAGAUCCCCGCCCUCAAACAGAGCCGGGACCGUGCGGCGGCGGCAGCGGGUGCAGCUGCCGGCGGUCCCCACCGCGAGGCCUGGUCCACCAAGGGCUCGUCCUACGCCGACCUGUACACCCAGAACGUGGAGAUCAGCAUGGGGGAGCAGGAGGAGCAGCAGCAGCGCCGGCAGGCCAGCGAGGGGAAGGCCCCAAGGGAGAGACCCGUGUGGCUGACGGAGAGCACUGUGCAUGGAGGAACGUACAGCGAGCCAGACCCACUCAAGAACUCCGGAGACGACGCGGGAGGAGCCCAGGUGGGCGUGGUCGGGCUCGGCGGCGGCCAAUCGGACGAGAAUGAGGAAGUGAUGCGCGCCCUGCUCAUUCAUGAGAAGAGGAGCGGUGCCGGGCCGGCAGGAGGCGGAGCCGUAGCGGCAGGAGGCGGAGGCGUAGCGGCAGCCAGGGGCAGCGACUCGGAGAGCGACACCAGCGAAUCAGACGAGGACUCUCCCACGGCUCCGCCGCCUGUGGCAGCGGCCCAGCGGCGGCCGAUGGGCAUGGAGAUGGAGGAGGAGGAGGAGGAUGAUGACGAGUUUGAGGAGGUGGGGGCCGAUGAGUCCAUGGUGAUGGUGGGGGGGCGGUCGUUCUCCUAUCGGGAGGUGAGCCAGAGGCCAGAGCUAGUGGAGAAGAUGAGCUCUCAGGAGAAAGAGGCCUACAUCGAGAUGGGACAGAACAUCUUCCAAGAGAUGUAUUUCUGACUGAAAUCACACAGACACUCACGUACACAGCCUCUGUCUGUCUGUCUGUCUCUCUCUCUCGCUCUCUCUCUCUCUCGCUCUCGCUCUCUGUCGUGUGUCCUUCACCCUCUCGUCUUCUCCCUUCGAAGAGGGAAAACAAGAUGUCACUCUAGUUCCAAUUCUGUUCUAGAGACCAGACUGCCUAUUGCCAUGACAGGUGUGUUCGUCUGGCAAGUCAGUCAGACUCGGCUCCACCAGUCAGUGUUUCCUCCCAGUAUUACAGAAACUGAAUGUUACAGCACACUCCUCCAGUGUUGCUCUGUAACCACAGCAUGAUGCCUAGUGAAGACACACACACUGCCUCCCCUCUCAUCCUGUCUCUACCUCCUGUACCCAUUACUAAACAGGAACAGAGUUGAAGAUCUGGGAACCUGUCCAGGAAAACAAGUCACACGGACUCACGCACACACAGUUGCCAACCAGUUCAUUAGACCACAGUAGACCACACCGUUCCUUUUCUCUCCCAGUGCUCCUCCAACCUUAUGGCUCUCAGGCUCCACACUUUGUCAAUUCUUUACUGUUCUCAGGGCGAGCUGUUUAUUAUUCAUUUCUCUUCUCCUCGCCCCUCUCGUUUUCCGUCUACCCACACACACACACACACACACACACCCGCUCCCUCUUUAUUUGCAUCCGAUUGAGAUGCUUUUUUGGGGGGGGGGGGGCUUCCUCCACAAGGAAAGAGACAACUCUGGAGCGAAUAAUACUGGCUUUGAUGUUACCGCGGUAACCCCCGGGACGGGGUGACCUGCUCAAACGCGGAGGCACCCCCCAUAGCGAGGCCUUUAGCGGUGGCGUGGGGAUGACAUUUGCAGAGCAUGUGGCUUUUUCCCUCCAAAAUGUGACCGUAUAUGACAGUGUCUCUGUCGCUGUGUGAGACACAGUACCACUCCAACCUUCAACUCUCUGCUUCUGAUGAUUUUUUUCACUGUUUUUUUUUUUUAACAGAGCAGUAUUUACCUGUUAGGGAAGAACUACCAUAUACUGUGUAAAGAGAUUGAGAAGAAAACAAUUGUAAUUCAAUGUUUUCUUUUAAAGAGCGGGUAUCCUUAUUGAAUUCUAUGCUGGCAAAGGGGCCAAGAGUGUCUCAUUUUCAUUUUUUGGCUAAACAUGAACAUGGACUAUGUUAAAUUUCUCUUUGCUUUUCUUUACUAUGGUUUUGACCUUUGCCCUUUUGAGUUGUACCACCUCCCCACCACUAGGCUCCGCCACAUCUUUAGUUGGGCCUGUCAAUGAAGAGCCACUUGCCUAACGUUUUAAGUUCAUUGAUUUGUAAAGGUACAACAUUAAAGCAGAUGAUACUUUUGAGGAUUCCA
Molecule: messenger RNA, 3034 nt
Organism: Oncorhynchus gorbuscha (pink salmon)
Lineage: Eukaryota; Metazoa; Chordata; Actinopteri; Salmoniformes; Salmonidae
Gene: gtf2e1
Product: general transcription factor IIE, polypeptide 1, alpha
Exons: 5
Coding region: 318-1682 (454 amino acids)
Biological process (GO): transcription open complex formation at RNA polymerase II promoter; transcription initiation at RNA polymerase II promoter
Cellular component (GO): transcription factor TFIIE complex
Source: RefSeq, a predicted model, not a curated record